CUGAACCUUCACAACGUGCCAUGUCGCUCACCACGUCCAUGUAGUCUUUACCAAAUCUCACUGCAUGACGCGCGCAGUCUCUAACAUGGACGAAACACCCUGGAUGCGGGACAUCCUGCGCUUCGCCCUCGCAGCAACCGCUUCAACGCCCGCACCCUGGGACCCCGAGACUUUCUCAACCACCGCCGGCGGAGGCAAGCUCGUAGACCCCGACGACCCAGGAAAAGAUCCGCGGUUCCGGAAACUAGUCGAGGCGAUCCUCUCUGGGCGGCGGUUCUUGAAAACCUACAAUGUGGUGUUGCUAGGCGUUCUGCUGGUCUUCACGGCAUGGCACUGGGGCGAGAAGCUCGUUCACUACUCUUGCUCGCGGCAAUCUGCCGCUGUCGCCAAGUCAGAAGACCAGGCUUGGAGUACCUCGAGCAGUACUAUCGAAGGGAAUGUGACACCGCCUGGACCUCUGAAUAAGGCUGGUAACGAUGCUGCGGAAACGACGCCUCUGUUGGCCACGCCGCUGCGACGGAGACGCAAUGCUGUCUGGACACGUUAUCGUGUCGUCAAGGCAGCACUGCAGUACCAACCGCCUCCAAUUCCGGUUGUCAAUAAGACGCUGCCUACCAAUGGCGUGUCGUUGCUCGUGCUGGCAUGGAUUGCUUUGAUUGUCUUUUACAACCUGUACCGCAUGCCACUAUCGUUCUUGUACCUGUUCGUCUUUGCAGAUCGUUGCGGUAUCAUUUUCAUCUCGAACCUGCCGCUUCUGUAUCUCCUUGCUGCGAAGAACCAGCCCAUCAAGUUUCUCACCGGCUACUCGUACGAAGGUCUGAACAUCUUCCACAGACGCGUGGGAGAGGUGAUGUGUCUGGAGGCGUUCCUGCAUUUUCUGGGUAUGGUCGUGGUCUGGUAUGGUAUGCUCCGGCAUCUGGGCUUCACGCUUGCCAAUUUUCUGUUCAAUCGAGUGGUGCUGCUUGGACUGGCUGCCUUCAUUGCGUAUGAGCUGAUAUACUUCACGUCUCUGGGAAGCUUCCGCCAGCGGUGGUAUGAGGUCUUCCUAGCUCUGCAUAUCGUCCUGCAAGUUGCUGGUCUGGCGUUCCUUUGGUUCCACCACCACACCUCUCGCCCCUACGUUGGCAUCUCGCUCGCCGUCUUUCUUAUCGAUCGGCUUGUGUACCGGCUCUGGCUCAAGACAAGCACCCACACCGCUAUCCUCACCGUCAUGGACGAUGAUGAGACCGUUCUGCUAUCCUCAAACUGGGACGUCAGCAACCGCUCGCCCGCCCUCCGCCUGCUGUCCCACAAUAUGAAGCACGGCUGGGCGCCCAACGAACACGUUCUCAUCUCCGUCCCCGCCCUGUCCCGGAAACACGCACUGCAAUCGCACCCCUUCACCAUAUUCUCCGCCGCCCCAAAUAUCCACCACAGCACCCAAGACGAGCAAGGCGAGCAUGCAUGGUUCACGCUCCUAAUCCGUGCCCAAGCCGAGUCUGGCUUUACAAAGCAACUACUGAACUACGCGCGCACUCACCCACAAACUCUCAUCCGCCUCGACGGCCCCUACGGCUCCUCGCACGCCCUCGACCUCCUCCGCUCAUCAUCCACAGCAGUUCUCAUCGCCGGCGGCUCAGGCAUCGCAGUCACAUAUCCCCUACUCUACUCCCUUGUCCGCCCUUCCCCACACGAUCCGGAGACCGCGCUCGCCAAGUCCAGCAGGAUUGUCAAACUCCUCUGGAUCACACAUUCUCCAUCGCACCGUCUCUGGAUUCCAGAGGACAAGCUCAAGGAGCUGCAGAACUGGGGCCUGGAUGUGUUUAUUCCGCCGCCGACUGCGCUUGCGGGACGGCCUGAUGUGAGGAGUGUGGUGGGCGAGUGGGUUGACGCUGAGGCGCGGGGGAAGACGGGGGUGGUUGUUAGUGGGCCGGAGGGGUUGGUUAGGGAUGUGAGGAAUACGUGUGCGCGCAAGAUGUGGCAGGGGAGGGAUGUCGGGUUGGCUGUGGAGAAAUUUGGGUGGUGAGCAUUAAACCUGCGCAUUCGGAGGGAGUGUAUAAGGUGUUUGGAUAGCUUUUAUUGAGCGUUUAGCGGCGUUAUAAGUAGAUACACAACAUUGCUACCUGUUUGAGGCGCACGGCAUCUG
This is a messenger RNA of Macroventuria anomochaeta, 2125 nucleotides long. RefSeq lists its product as uncharacterized. The transcript has a single exon. The coding region runs from base 86 to 2005 and encodes 639 amino acids. Gene Ontology annotation, molecular function: ferric-chelate reductase activity. Gene Ontology annotation, cellular component: plasma membrane. Gene Ontology annotation, biological process: copper ion import; iron ion transport; intracellular iron ion homeostasis. NCBI's taxonomy places the organism in Eukaryota, Fungi, Ascomycota, Dothideomycetes, Pleosporales, Didymellaceae. The record is from RefSeq and is a predicted model, not a curated record.